Messenger RNA from Cryptomeria japonica (Japanese cedar), 1161 nucleotides. RefSeq names its product nudix hydrolase 2-like. Gene Ontology annotation, molecular function: NADH pyrophosphatase activity; NAD binding; ADP-ribose diphosphatase activity. The coding region runs from base 115 to 936 and encodes 273 amino acids. NCBI's taxonomy places the organism in Eukaryota, Viridiplantae, Streptophyta, Pinopsida, Cupressales, Cupressaceae. The record is from RefSeq and is a predicted model, not a curated record. The transcript has 7 exons.
AACGUCCAGGAAGACGCCUACUUUAUUCCUGCACCAAUACUGUUUGCUUGGGUUUCUAUUGAACCUGUUGUUUACCCAGUUCACUUCUUAGUGCUAAGUAUUUUCCACGACACAAUGGCUGUCUCAGCUAGCGAGGGUCCCUCUAACAAUGGUAAUGCCAUCAACGACGUUGAAACAGUCUUAAAUGACCUGUCUAGAGAAGAAAUACAUCAACUGCUGAAAGCAAGAGAAGACAGAUAUGAUGGGGUGGAAGUUGACGUAGAAAAUAUGCUCAACGACGUUCGUCGUUUCCCAUCUUCACUCAAGGCAUCACUUACUCAUUGGCCACGCCAGGGAAAGAAGGGGGUGUGGAUCAAAGUAGCCAAGGAACAGGCCAAACUAGUUCCGGUUGCGAUUGAGGAAGGAUUUUGGUAUCACCAUGCAGAACCAUCAUAUGUGAUGUUAGUGCUUUGGAUCCCUAAAACUCCUUGUACUAUCCCUGAUAAUGCUUCACAUCAAGUGGGAAUUGCAGCUUUUGUAUACAACAGCAAAGGAGAGGUUCUGGUAGUUCAGGAAAAGUGUGGACCUUUCAAAGAUUCAGGACUGUGGAAAAUGCCCACAGGCAGGAUUAAACAGAUUGAUACAGAAUUUAUACAAGUGGUCGGGUUCAGGGAUGGUCACAAUGCUCCUUUUGAAAAAUCUGAUCUACUUUUCGUGUGUAUGUUGAAACCAAUUUCUUUUGACAUUGUUAUAGAAGAUAGCGAAAUUUCAGCAUCAAAGUGGAUGGCAAUAGAUAAAUUUGCAGCUCAGCCCAAAAUGCAGCAAAGCAAACUUCUCAAGGACAUGGCGGGCGUGUGCGUUGCCAAUAUGGAGGGAAGAUGUAAAGGAUUUUCAGCCAUUGAAAUACCAUCGCGGAAACCCUCUGCUUUUUAUGGCAGUGCCAUUAAUACUGAAUAAUUUAUUGGGAAAAUUAGAUAUAAUGGACAUCAGUCACUCAUCUCGUUUAAUUCAUUUGUUAGCAUAUUUUGUUUCGAGGUAAUAGGAGAAAGGAAUGUUGAGGUUAACUUUAUACAGCUAAAAAGAUGAAUAAGAUCACCUCACCCCAUGUUGGUGAUGGCAUGAUAUGCCGUUUAAAUAUCACAGUUUGUUAUUGUUCUCUCCAAGAUUUAAAUUCUUGGGAUG